Huiozyma naganishii CBS 8797 is the source of this 1458-nucleotide messenger RNA. It is a transcript of the gene ARP7, whose product is annotated as Arp7p. NCBI's taxonomy places the organism in Eukaryota, Fungi, Ascomycota, Saccharomycetes, Saccharomycetales, Saccharomycetaceae. The transcript has a single exon. Gene Ontology annotation, molecular function: chromatin binding. Gene Ontology annotation, biological process: regulation of transcription by RNA polymerase II. Gene Ontology annotation, cellular component: SWI/SNF complex; NuA4 histone acetyltransferase complex. The coding region runs from base 1 to 1458 and encodes 485 amino acids. The record is from RefSeq and is a predicted model, not a curated record.
AUGACUACGGAUAAAAGAUGCGCGGUGAUUCACCAUGAGGCGUCGCAUACCGUUGCUGGGUUCAGCAACAAGGAGGUGCCCGAGGGCGUUAUCCCGUCCGGUUACGCCAAGCUAUCGAGCGAUGACAAGACGCUUGUGUUUGACAAGUACGAGAUGGUGAGCAUGGGGAAAAGUGGUGCUGGUGCGGAGGUGUACACGCUUUUCGACGAGAACGACGUGCCGUACAAUUGGGACGCGUUGGCGCAGCAGUGGGGGUACAUAUACGAAAGCGUGCUGCAGUGCACGGCGAACGAGGUGCCGCUGGUGGUCACGAUGCCUGCGUUUUCGAAACCGGAGAGGGCGAGGCUCGUGAUGAUGAGGUACAUGGACAUGGCGUUCUACAGGUUCAAUGUGCCCGUGGUCCAGUUUGUGAUUGAGCCGUUGGCCAUUGCGUUGUCGAUGGGGAAAAGUUCCGCCUUGGUUAUCGAUAUCGGUACCAACGGAUGCACCGUUACACCGGUGUACGAUGGUGUUGUUGUGCGUACAGGGUGCGUGCGGUCCAAGUACGGCGGUGCGUUCCUGGACUACUUGGCCAAGACGAAGAUGUCCGAGAAAUUGGGGCAAGAUCAAGAAGGUUCCGGGUCAUCGCUGCAGGUGUGGUACGAGGCGAACACGUGGAUUCAGGAUUUCAAAGCGUCGAUGCUUGAAGUCGCUGACAAGGAUCUUGCAGAGUUGGAGACUUUCUACAGGGAGCAAGCGGAGAUGUUCGCAAGGCAACAUGAACAGAUGCAAAUGCAGCAAUUUGGUGGGGGCCCUACUACGAUCCAAACUAACAACCCGCUUGAACAGGCGAAGAACUUCUUGUACAGACCCACGGGGAAGACUGUGCCUUUGACUGCUAGAGAAUGUUACGCGAUCCCGGAGGCGCUGUUCAACCCAUCAAGGGUCUCCGAGAAGUUCCACAGGGAGGACGGCCUCGGUGAGUUGAUUGGGAAGUCGAUCAAGAAGGCCGCUGCGAGUAUAAGCUCUCUUGGAAGCACUGCGAACUCACUGGGGAGCAUGGGCGCGUCAAUGACACUCCCCAGCAAGACACCUGGGAACUCCUCCACGUCGCACAACUCGGGGAACCACAACGGUGCUAACAACAGUAACAACACUGCGAUGCCCAAUGCGGGUGCCAAGAGUGGGAUCACCACACCGGAGCAAGUGUACACGUCUUUACUCACAAACGUCAUUAUAACGGGUGCCGCCUCGCUGAUUGAUGGGAUCGAGUCCCGGAUCAUCAGAGAGUUAUCGAUACGGUUCCCGCAGUACAAGCUGGUCACGUUUGCCAACCAAAACCUGAUGGACAGACAGUUGCAAAGCUGGAUGGGUGCCGCGACAAUGGCGAACCUACCCUCCUGGGAACUGGGCAAGUGGUAUACGAAGGAGGACUACGAGGCAGCAAAACAAGGGGGGAAUACGGACCCAUCGCGAUAG